Messenger RNA from Gadus macrocephalus (Pacific cod), 1751 nucleotides. Its product is annotated as putative nuclease HARBI1. The record is from RefSeq and is a predicted model, not a curated record. The coding region runs from base 329 to 1363 and encodes 344 amino acids. NCBI's taxonomy places the organism in Eukaryota, Metazoa, Chordata, Actinopteri, Gadiformes, Gadidae. The transcript is spliced from 2 exons.
GGGCCUCAUGUACUAAGGUUGCGUACGCACAAAAACGUGGCGUACGUCCUUUUCCACGCUCGCGUUCAGAUGUACAAAACGUGAAAUGACCGUAAAAAUGUGCGGUCCCCACGCCAGCUCCAGAGCUGUCGUACGCACGUUUCUACAGCUAUUGUUCCUUUGGCAACACUUAGCGGUGACGCUGGGAAACUGGGAAAAAAGGUGAAAACAAUGACUCAUCAGAGUGAUUUGCACAUCAGAGACACACUAAUGAACAAUUAACACACCUUGCAAUUAUAUGGGUGGCUAUAAAAGCAUGCGCAAUGGAUGAAGAUUUUAUUUUUUUUAAAUGGCUGCGUUAGCGUUGUUAGAGGACAUCGCAAAUGGUCAAAUCCGAAGGGAAUGUAUAUUUAGGGAACGCGAGGACUUACUCGCAAAUGAUGAUGAUUGGCUCAUGAGCCGAUUUAGUUUCCCCAGGCCAGUAUUACUGGAGCUGUGCGCAGAGCUGCGGCCGGCCCUAGAGCGCCACACAGCCAGGAGCCAGGGGUUGUCCGUGCCCACACAGGUGCUGACCACGCUGGGGUUCCUGGCAACAGGGGCCUUCCAGCGGGAGCUGGCCGAUCGGUCAGGAGUGUGCCAGUCCACCCUGAGCCGAGCCAUGCCAGCUGUGUGGGACGGAAUCAUCCGAAUGUCAUCCAGGUACAUCAAAUUCCCAUACAAUGCUGUUGAACAGGCCCACAUUAAAGCGCAAUUUGCAGCAACAGCCGGUUUCCCUAAUGUAAUCGGAGCUGUUGACUGCACACAUAUUGCCAUAAAAGCGCCAUCACAGGAUGAAUUUGUUUACGUCAACAGGAAACACUUUCAUUCUAUCAAUGUCCAAGUCAUAUGUGAUGCGCAAAUGCAGCUUCUUAACAUUGUGGCAAGGUGGCCUGGUUCAACGCACGAUUCAUUCAUUCUGACCAACAGCAUGGUUAGGAACAGGCUGGAGGCUGGCACUGUGCGCGAUGGGUGGCUUCUGGGGGACCGUGGCUACCCCCUAAGAACGUGGCUGAUGACCCCUCUUACAAACCCCAACACCGACCAAGAGAGGAGGUAUAAUGACCUCCAUUCCCGGACGAGAAUAAUUGUGGAGAGGGCAAUCGGCCUGCUGAAGGGACGGUGGCGAUGCCUGGACAGGUCGGGGGGGAUGCUACUGUACAGACCUGAGAAGGUGUGCCCCAUUGUGAUGGCCUGUGGCGUCCUCCACAAUGUGGCACACCGCCAUGGCAUACCACUGCCAGAGCAGCACAACCCCCCACUGGAGGAACCGGAUGCCGGACCCGUCAACUGCAACCCACCCCGAGGAGCCAUACGGGCCCGGCAGAAUGUGAUUUCAAGCAUGUAAAGAGGCAAGGACAGAAUUUACUUUGACACAAGUGUAUUUAUUGACGCGCUUAUGUCACUGAGUACAUUCAUAAGCCGAUCAAGGCGAUCAUUAAUGCCACCGAUGGCUCUGACGAUUUCUGCCUGUGACUCCAGCACAGCUCGGGUGAGGACACGGCCGGUCGGGUGGUCAGCAGAUGAAUUCGAGGCGCCGCGUGCAGCGGAGCCGGUGGAGAAACCGAAGUCAGCGGUGACGCUGGAGACGCCGGGGCCGACGGAGGAGACGCCGGGGCUGGAGACGCCGGGGCCGACGGAGGAGACGCCGGGGCCGACGGAGGAGACGCCGGGGCCGACGGAGCAAACCGUGCCCUCUCCUUGCUGUCUAUUCAAAAAUAAAAAAUUUAAGUUAA